CACUUCCCAGUUAAACGUGGCCGCCUCGUAGCAAGGAGUGGCAUCCGAGCGAGCGUCGCGAGCUGUCAAGCUGUGUGCUGGCCCUGAAUAGCUCAAGUGUGUGCUAACGGGGAGAGCUUUUAAUCGGCCGUCGCGCAGCUGAUCGCUUAAAUGACUCGGCGGGGUGAUUUUUGAGCGCGCGUAUCCGAUUUAAUUAAGUUUGUCAAAAAGUAAAGUUCUUCUAAAUCGGAAACCGCCGGUGUCAAAGAAAGAGAAAGAGAGAGUCCGUUUUUGUGAGGCGGCGAGACAGAAAAACAUGUCGUCCUCGGGCGAUUUCGGCAACCCGUUGCGGAAGUUCAAGCUUGUCUUUCUGGGCGAACAGAGCGUUGGGAAAACAUCACUUAUUACACGGUUUAUGUAUGACAGCUUCGAUAACACGUACCAGGCUACGAUAGGUAUAGACUUCUUAAGCAAAACUAUGUAUCUUGAGGAUAGAACUGUAAGACUGCAGCUAUGGGAUACGGCGGGGCAGGAACGGUUCCGUUCUCUGAUACCCAGUUACAUCAGAGACUCCACAGUUGCCGUCGUUGUUUACGACAUUACCAACGCAAAUUCGUUUCACCAAACAUCCAAGUGGAUAGACGAUGUGCGGACUGAAAGAGGAAGUGAUGUGAUAAUUAUGCUAGUGGGAAAUAAAACAGAUUUGAGUGAUAAGAGACAAGUUUCGACGGAGGAAGGCGAGCGGAAGGCGAAGGAACUAAAUGUGAUGUUUAUCGAAACUAGUGCUAAGGCCGGCUACAAUGUUAAGCAGCUGUUUAGAAGAGUAGCGGCGGCUCUGCCGGGUAUGGACUCCACCGAGAACAAGCCACCCGAAGACACUGUCGACUUGCAGACCCAAUCAUCGACGCAGACCGGUUCCGAAUCGGAGGGCGAGAGCGGAUGCAUUUGCUAGGGAGAUUCAUCGUCAAUAACCAAAGAGAGUGCAGGAAAAGCGGAAAAAUCGCAGUCAAUCUCCCGAUACGAAUCAUCAUACUAUUGCGAGACGCUGCUGGCUUCUUCUGACGUCGUUAAGGGAACAGGGGCUCUUUGUCGCCGACCUCGGGCCCUAAGUAUCGUUUCAAGUGCUACUAGACGAACUCGAGCGAUAUUUAAUACCUCUUGCUAUAUAUAUUUGCAUUGUUUUCGAGCCGGCUUUGUGCGAAGAAAAGAGGAUCGCACCCUUAAUCAGGGUAUUUUCACGUUUAAGCUUGAAACGAUGAUAGCUGCGGAUUCCACGUAAAGUCCUCUGCUCUUUUAGUUAAAACACAUACGCACACAUGUACACACAUACAUUCUUUUGUGUUUUAUAUCUUACAUAUUUGAUAACAAACCUUCGUUGAAUUAAAAUCACAAGUAAUGAAUUUUGUAUUAAUCGAAAAAAAUCUCACAAUUAUUACAAGUAUAAUUGGAAUUUUAUAUUAAUUNAUAAUUUUGUAAGUAUAUGUUAUACUCGUUCGUAGUAUUACUCCAAAGUUAUACAUUUGUGAUAAUUUAUAUUUAUGUUUGUUCAUUUAAUUAUUUUGUUACAAAUUUCGUUAAAAAUCACCGAUAAUUAUGGACACUAAAAAGUUGAGGAGAUCAAAUAAGUAAAAUAGCAAGCAAUAUCUUUCGGCUUCUGGCGAAUCUUACAUAUCACCAUUGUUCGGAAAAAAAAAACCGUUUUUUAAUCUUCGAAAUUGACCCCUUUUAUCUGCAACGUAAACUCUAACUAUCGUUAGAGAAGAUUCGGAAAUAGUUUUUUAAUUACGAGUUUUAAAUAAAAUUGAAUUUAACAAAAUUAGUUCAAAUUGAUUAUAUUAAUCCAAAAAUUAAAUUUUCUUCUUACGCAAAGAGCGAUUAUGAUUAAAAUUUGCAAUAUUGUCAAGUAUAAGAUUAAAUGAUUGCUGUGGAGAAAAAGGGUUAAUUUGUCAUCUGGCCUGCGAUUAGUGGAGAUCAUCGUGCUACAUCCUUCCAAGUUUAAGCACACACAUAUUGUCUCUUUGUUCAGAGAUUCUGUAUGUAAACAAAAAAAACGCACACCGAAGCUUGCGGAAGGAUAGUUUGUUUGUGUAUUUAAAAAAAAAAAACAAGAGAAGAGGUAAAAAAACACAGAGACAGCAUUACACGACUGAAAGUAAUCAUUCCUUGGUGGAGUUAAUUAAGUCGCUAAAUAAGCUAAUUACGAUGAGUUCGCGGAGUUUCUUAAAGACAGCACGUUUAUCAGUAAGGUGUUGUUCAUUCGAGGAUAUUUAUAAUGUGUACCACAUAUUACGAAUCUUUAUAGACGUUUUUCGAUAUCUCUUGAUAAUAAGUGAAACUCUACUUGAUAACGAGAUUUAAGUCUGUAGGCUGAACGAAGAAUACGCAAGUGUGCACAAACGACCAAACUCAUUCGUAAAAAAUCCCUUGUUGAUUGCAAGUCACUGCCUUUUAAAUCUCUUUUUUUUUUAUUAAAUGUAUUAAACUAUAUAUUAAUAGAAACGUUACGAAAUUAAAUAGUAUAUGUAUACUAUUUAUUUUAAAA
Molecule: messenger RNA, 2521 nt
Organism: Pseudomyrmex gracilis
Lineage: Eukaryota; Metazoa; Arthropoda; Insecta; Hymenoptera; Formicidae
Gene: Rab6
Product: ras-related protein Rab6
Exons: 6
Coding region: 296-931 (211 amino acids)
Molecular function (GO): GTPase activity; GTP binding
Source: RefSeq, a predicted model, not a curated record